Molecule: messenger RNA, 1074 nt
Organism: Musca vetustissima
Lineage: Eukaryota; Metazoa; Arthropoda; Insecta; Diptera; Muscidae
Gene: dmrt93B
Product: doublesex- and mab-3-related transcription factor A2
Exons: 4
Coding region: 1-1074 (357 amino acids)
Biological process (GO): sex differentiation; regulation of transcription by RNA polymerase II
Cellular component (GO): nucleus
Molecular function (GO): protein binding; RNA polymerase II cis-regulatory region sequence-specific DNA binding; DNA-binding transcription factor activity, RNA polymerase II-specific
Source: RefSeq, a predicted model, not a curated record
AUGACCACUAUACCAAUGCCGGCAGAAAAUGUUACAACAAUUGAGGUACCAUCCGCAUCAGCAUCCGCGGUGGUGCUUGGAACAACGGUUAUGGGUAAAAAAUCUCGCAAAUCUUUGAAAUCACAUUUAUCGACGGAUGACAGUGGUCCUUUUAACUUGGCCAGCAGUGGUGCUGCUGCUGGUGGUGGUGCCUCCGGUAGUAAUCGCGUACCAAAAUGUGCCCGUUGCCGUAAUCAUGGCUGGAUAUCGGAGUUACGCGGCCACAAAAAACAUUGCACCUACAAGAAUUGCCGUUGUGCGAAGUGCGUUUUGAUAUUCGAGCGGCAGCGUAUUAUGGCGGCACAGGUUGCCCUGAAGCGCCAGCAAGCUGUUGAAGAUGCCAUUGCUCUGCGUCUGGUGGCAACAAAAACAGGACAACAAUUGGACACCUUGCCUCCGGGUAGCAUUUUUGGUUUAAAUGGAGAACAACUGACCACAGAGAAACCCCCACCUCUGGAAAGUUCCGCAGUAGAAGAUUUAAGUUUGCCAAAUAAACAACAGCAACAACAACAAACAGAAAUCGAAGAAAUAAAUCCCAAAUCAGCAAAUUGCCCCAAGCCAAAAUCGGAUAAAGUCUCCCAGAAUGCCAUUGAAAUGUUAAUGCAAAUUUUCCCCCAUCGAAAACGUUCCGUAUUGGAAUUGAUUUUGAAACGUUGUGAUUCCGAUUUGAUUAAGGCCAUUGAAAAUAUUUCGGGUAAUUUUCAUGAUCACAAGGAUUUAAGGGAGAUGGAUGGGGGACGACUGCAUAGAAAUGAAAUGGGCAUUAAGAGUGCCUUUAAGCCGGUCUAUUCUUCGGCGGGGAAUGUGCACUCCCAGUCAGCCUUGAAUUUGUCCAGUAAUAUAUGUGCCACAGCCACGACCGCCUCGACCACAGCCAACUAUCCCAAAUGGUUUGUGCCUCUCACCUUUCCCAUAACCUUUCAGGGUCAUUUAGCUCCAGCCUUACCGCCAUCAACACUGCCAGCUGCUGGAGCUCGUUGUACCUUGCCGAACUGUUCCUGCUUGGAUAUGGGGUAUCAGUUUAAUUGUUCUUAA